UUGGGCGUGUCAGUGUCUGCUUGCUUGACAUUGAUAAAGUCAGUCUAAAAGUUACACUAUUAAAAAGAGGCAGCAUAGUGACAGUUUCUGUAUCUUUUAAAGGCAAUGGCUCAUCAAACUGGGAUCAAACCUUCUGAUGAACUCAACGAGUUAAUAGCUGAAGCAUUGAACGGGAAACUGCGUAUUCUACAAGUCGCCAUUGAGAAUGAGCAACUUGUCGCAAGAGAACACAGACCGCCGAACGGAACCUGGGAAGAUGAUUAUGAUUCAUUGAUUCUCCCUUGCCUCCAAGACAAGGAAGCCUGCUACAUUUUGUAUCGUCUGGAUGAGAGAAACGCUUACGAAAAGCAUCUCUGGGUUUUUCUGACAUACACACCAGAUGAAGCACCAGUUAGACAAAAGAUGUUGUAUUCAGCUACCAAAGCCACAAUGAAGAAGUCAUUCAGCAGUGGUGUACUAAUCUAUGACAUUAGUGCCACUAAUAAAGAUGAGAUGACAUUAAAAGGAUACCAUAAACACGUAGAGUCAGUUAAUGCUCCUCCUCCGUUGACAAGAGAAGAAGAAGAAUGGAAAGAAAUAGAAGAGAAUCAAGAUCAUGUUGAUGUUGGUACUACCACAAGACAGAGUCACCUUCAAGGCGUUAGCUUCCCUCUUCAUGAUGAUGCAUUAGCUGCAAUUGAGGACUUGAAAAAGAAAAGGAUACAGUACAUUCAACUGUCUAUUGAUUUAGAUAAGGAGGUGAUAGUUCUUGAAGAUGCAGCCGACAGUUUAAAACCUGAUGACAUAGCCAGUCAUAUCUCAACCACUAAACCUGGUUAUCACUUGUAUCUCUUUAAACACACUCAUGAGGGAGAUUACCUUGAGAGCUUUAUUUUUAUUUAUUCUUGUCCCGGUUACAAGUGCUCGGUAAAGGAGAGAAUGGUAUACUCCUCAUGUAAGAGUCCAUUAAUAUAUGCAUUGAAGGAAGACGGGGUUGCCAUAGAUAAAACCCUUGAGUUGGAUGAUCCUUCAGAGGUAACUGAGAAGUUCUUAAUGGAUGAGUUACAUCCAGUUCAGCAAGCCUAUAGACCUCAGUUUGCUAAACCCAAACCACCUGGAAGGAAGAGGUAGAAUCUCUUGUUUAUCUUUAUUUCUCCGCGAGUGUUUCAUGAAUUGUCAGCUGCAGCAUUAUUGUUUGUGUUUAGUUCUCUAAACUUAAAAAGAUACUAUAGUUCUAUGAUUAUUUAUUAAUAUUAUUAUUAUUAUCAUUAUUAUUUGAAUUGUUUUCUCUUGUGAAUUAGUUUAUACUUUUAUUAAAAAUAAUCUAUACAUUAAUCUUCAUUGUA
This is a messenger RNA of Amphimedon queenslandica, 1325 nucleotides long. Its product is annotated as twinfilin-1-like. NCBI's taxonomy places the organism in Eukaryota, Metazoa, Porifera, Demospongiae, Haplosclerida, Niphatidae. The record is from RefSeq and is a predicted model, not a curated record. Gene Ontology annotation, cellular component: cytoplasm; actin filament; myofibril. The transcript is spliced from 10 exons. The coding region runs from base 106 to 1110 and encodes 334 amino acids. Gene Ontology annotation, biological process: barbed-end actin filament capping; positive regulation of neuron projection development; regulation of lamellipodium assembly. Gene Ontology annotation, molecular function: actin filament binding; actin monomer binding.